Molecule: messenger RNA, 6082 nt
Organism: Oncorhynchus keta (chum salmon)
Lineage: Eukaryota; Metazoa; Chordata; Actinopteri; Salmoniformes; Salmonidae
Gene: adamtsl5
Product: ADAMTS like 5
Exons: 14
Coding region: 1559-3058 (499 amino acids)
Biological process (GO): extracellular matrix organization
Cellular component (GO): extracellular matrix
Molecular function (GO): protein binding; metalloendopeptidase activity
Source: RefSeq, a predicted model, not a curated record
CAACAUAGGGGAGCGGGCCUCAGGUGUAGGCAGCGUGCUGAAGCGAUAACUGGAUACGCUCAGAUAUGAGAGAAGCUUUUUUUUCGGCGAGUUUCUUUUUUGACAAGCUGAUCCCUAUUGGUGAACUAUAACUAAAGGGUGGUUGUCGCUUGCGGGGUUGACAUUAUUUAUUGACAGCGUUCUAUUCUAUCUGAAAAAGGCUUGCGUGUGUAAGAUAUUCACAAAAGGACUGGGCCCUAAACAACUGGUUUCAAUUCAGAGAGAGAGGGACAGGGCUAUACCUACCUGUCCUGUUGGUUGCUGGUAGCGGCGUAUCAGAAGGAUAUUAUUUUCCGGCUGCAAGUGGAACAGACGUUGACUCAUGAAGAAUACAGAGGAGUAACCUAGUCAUAAUUUUAUUUGCUUAGCAUAUCUAUUUGUUCGUAAUGCUCCACCAACCUGUAAGAUCUCGUUCAAAAAAAGUUGCUUAAAUGGAAAAAAACACAAUUAUCCUUGUAUUUUUCACAAUAUUGAUUUUGUGCACAUGUGAAAAUAGACAGCGGUAGGCUAAAUCGAACGUUCAUGCCAUUUUAAGAGCAUAUGCCUACUGUUCUUAUAUUAGCCUACCGUUGCUAAAUUGCCUGAAUUGUAAACCAAAUUUGUCAGAUUGCAAUCUUAUUCUUGCCAGUAGUUUAGCCUAUGCUUUCUGUACACUAAUCUAGCAAUCGGGUGUGCGAUCACCUGCGCUAUUGGCACCAUUCCAAUGAUAAACCAUUGCGUUUUCCAAUGUUAUCCGCAUAAAAGUUAUCGCUGAGAAUAGGACAUAAUACAAAUGUCAUUUAAUCCUGCACGGCAAGGCGCAGAGCACAGUGUGUGUCCUGUGACAUUGCACCUGAAUGUCUACUUGGCGAGAGAGAUGAGUUUUGCCUCGUCUUCCAAAAGAGAUUCGUCGCGCCUUUCGCAGGAAGAACAUGGACUAGAACUGGAUAUAUUUGGAACUCGUUGGAUAGCCAAACGUUCUAAGCCUGAAUGAAAGAGAUCACACGUUAAUUAUCUGGUUAUGGUAUUUCAACAAAGUAUGAAUUUCAACAAAAUUUGAGCUUAAAUUCGUGAACGUUCUCUUGGACUCCACUGACUCCGGGAUGCCCAACAAACCAAUUGACUGAGCUGAAACUGCUUGGAUCAUGAUGCAAGCGUAAAAUUGCACCUGACAUCGAAUGCAACACAGCUGAUCACAUUUGACAAGGACCUACUAUGUCAACAUUACCAACCAGCAGAGCCAUGCCGAGCUGUACUGUGCUGGCCUGGUUAUGUACCCACCAUAGUUGCUGGAAGUGAAACCUCGCUGGAAAUAACAACAAUGUGAAAAGAACAUACAGUAUCUGAGCCGGCACAGUGGACUGACGCUUUGGGAGGUUGUCUCUCUGCCAGGCUCUGACCUUCAUCUGCCUGCUGGUCUCUGCCGUCUACCUGUCCUCCCAGCCCAGCUCUUCCUGGGUGUCUGCGUGGGGUCCUUCAGAGGGUCGUUCAGCGCGUGCCCGACGACAGCUGCACUACAGGAACGAAUGGGCCUCGUGGAAUGGCUGGUCCGUGUGCUCGCGCUCAUGUGGGGGAGGGGCCUCUGUGCGAACACGCACCUGCAUCACCAGGAACCCAGUUGGCGGACCAUGUUCAGGAGACCCCAGACAAUACAAGAUCUGCAACACCAAGGGGUGUGCUGGGGGCUCAGAGGACUUCAGGGAGAUGCAGUGUUCUGCCUACAACGACAGACCACUGGUGGCUGGAAACAGUUACAGAUGGACCACCUUCCAUGGAGGUCGGUUCUAACCCGUGUGAGCUGAGCUGUCUGGCCCAGGGUCACAACUUCUACUACAACUUUGGUCGUGUCCUGGACGGCACUGCCUGCAGUAAAGAGCCUGGAGAUAUGUGUGUCAACGGAAAAUGCUUGACACCGGGCUGUGACCUGAUCCUGGGCUCGGACCAGCAGGAGGAUGCCUGUAUGGUGUGUGGAGGACAGAACUCCACCUGUCUACACCACAGGAGUGUGUACCAGAAUGCACAGGGAGCAGCGGGUCCGUUUGGGUACAAUGAAGUGACCAUGAUCCCAGCUGGAGCUACUCACAUCCGUGUCACCGAUAACAGCAGGAACUAUCUGGCGCUCCAGAACGGGCGUUCCCAGUUUGUCAUUAAUGGGAACUGGAAGAUCAGUGUUCCUGGGGAGUACAGCGUAGCGGGAACCAAGCUCCUGUACAAGCGCUCUGUGGACACCUGGGAAAGCUUUGAGGUCCCUGGACCCACUAUGGAGGACCUGCACGUCAUGGUGUUGGUGACAGACAGGAACCCGGGGAUAGAAUACGAGUAUUGGCUCCCUCCAGACCGCUACGCUCUGUUCCAUGGCAGGAGGAGUCAGCUACGCCAGCCUCACCACACUGCUAGCUACAUCCCCUGGGAUCACCCCACCACUACUACUACCACUACUACUACUACUAGACCUCCCCCUGUCACUACAAGACCCUACUGGGCUCCUCCAGGUGGCUGGCCCAUCAAGUCCCCUCGCCACCCAGCUCGACAACCCCCUCACCAGCCCCAUCGCCCACCUGUCCUUCCCCGCCUGGAGAGGGAUGAGACCAGGAGGAACCGACUACCCCAACCACCCCGAGGAGGGCAUUGUGGGAAAUGUAGGCGGGCCCGCGGUCGAGGGGAGCGCCAGAGGCAGUACUGCCAGAAAGACUUCGUGUUCCGUGCCAAAGUCAUGAGCAAGCUGUACCGGGGUGAGGAGACGCGCUACGAUGUCCAGAUCAUCCACACCUACCACAAUCGCUUCCGCCUGGAGCACCGCGAGUUCCUGUGGGUGCCCAACGUGUGUGACUGCCCCCCUCUGGAGGAAGGGCGCCAGUACGUACUGAUGGUGCGUCGCCACAUUAACAACGAGCAGACGUUGAACCGGAUACUGAUGGAGGAGGACAGCUACGCAAUACCCUAUAAACCUAGAGAGGACGCUCUGUUGCGCCCCCUGGAGGAUCUGUGUAGUAACAGAGGGCCCAGGCCACCUGCGGAACUGAGAGGCGGCUAUGCCUAGACAUAGAGAUGUACAGUAUACACGUGCACACCUAGAUGCACACAUACUUUGACUGUCAUGACUCCUUAACACUCCUCAAGACUGAGCACUUCUGAUGGUGAAUCAGACAAACAAUGGGACUGCAUGUGUGUGUCUGUGUGUGACAUUAAAAUCCCAUACACCCCUACGCAACAACUUCCUGCCUCUGGCCCUUCAAAAGACACACAGAGAGCAACAGAACCACUAGAAUUCCAAAAUGGGGGAACUGAAAAUGGCGGAGGCAAACACUAGUUGAACUCUGGGAAGAGACUAUACUCAGGGUGACCCAGUAGAUCUGCCAGUCAGCGUGAUAAGAAGGCAAAGCCCUCAAAGAGCAAUGCAAAAGCUGACCAGCUCACAAAGUAUAGCACUUUAGGUGGACGUUAUCACCCACCUUUAAAACUUACCAAAGAGAAGAAUAUAUCCACUUCAAUGGCCAAGAAUUUGUGUUUUGUUUUGUUCCCUUUGCUAACUAGAUAACUGACUAUAACUAUCUGCCUGGGUUACUAACAGGCAGUGUUGGGGAAGCUACUCUGAAAAUAUAGUUCAUAGCUUGUAUCAAUUACUUCACACUGGAAGAGGUUAAGCUACACUUCGGCCUAGAUUCAAUCAGAACAAGCGUUAAUCGGCGAUAGCAGACACCUGCAUAACUGAUGUUUUGACAGUGCCGGAGAUGUAACAGUGUUGGAGCUGUCAAAUUGGUGAAGAGCUACUCUUCAUCAUUGUCACUCAAGUUAGAUAUUCAGAAUGACAAAGUGUAGGCUAUAUAGAAAUAAUGACUCUCAAAUUGAAUAUCAUUAGCCUAAAGAAAAUGCAGCCAAUAGCAAUGUCUGCUUCAGGUGUAAUGCCAGGAUCUGCUCUAACGCAGUUCCACCUCCGACACUGCCUGAACAACUGCUAUGCGGAUGUCGGCUAAAGCGGAUCUGAUUGAAUAGAGCCAUUACGCUACCCUAAAGAAAAAUAUAGUUGACUUUAAUAGUUACUUUGAAAAGUAGUUCACUACAUAAAAAACUAUCAUAUCUAAAUCUGAAAUGUCAUCGACUACACAGUUAAGAAAAAUGACUGCCAGAACACAUCACUCUGGAGUCAGAUGUUAACAGUGUAGUGAGAUCUGUGUGAUAGCCAGAGUGAGUGCUUUGGCUUAGCCCAGUGGCCAGGGAGAGAGAAAACAAUAGGGGGUAGUUGAAUAAAUGUCGUGGGCAGUUCCAGUAGAUAGCUACAUGGCUAAAACAAGUCAUUAACCACCAAAGACACUACAAAGAUUUGAAUGGAGUUACUACAAAAUAUAGGUAAAUUACUAACUGAAUUAAAUGUAGUGGAACUACUCCGCAGGACUGCUAACAGUUCAGUCACUCUAUGUCAAAAUAAAUGUGACACUUUACUUUCUUCUCAUACCUAAGAUGUAUAAAACUACAUAUUGUUCCAUAUUGUAUUUAUGUGGCAAAAUAAUAUCUAGAUCAUAACAUUUAUAUUUGUGUUUUGCUUCUAAAAUAUAGUCUUUUUUUAAAUCUAUCAAUGUAUUUCUAUCUAUUGAUGUAUGUGUUUUGGGUAACAAUUUACAUUAAUUUGCUCUUAUACCUGUGUAGUAACCGUGUCAUUAAUUACACUAGUAGCAUUGUAGUUACAUGUUAUAGCACAGUACUUCAUGAAUUGCAUUGUAAUUGCGUAGUGAUGGGGUUGAGUUUAUUUCACUUGUAGUAACAGAAAGCGCUCAACUCUACUACUAUUACUAUGCAUUUAAAUCUACACUGACAUAAGAGCAAGUUCAUGUAAAGUGUUACUGUGUUUUGAAUAUUAAAUCAAUCAGGUUCCCUUAGUCUGUUUUGUUAGGUCUCCUAUUGUCUAAUUCACAUGAAUAUUUACUUUUGUGAGAAACAAAAAUAUGGAUUAUUCAGUAUUUUAUAUUGGUGUGGCACUGAGUAGCUACAAAUAUAAGAAACAUAUUUAAUUUGAAUGACUGGUGAAUUAUGUGCAAUCUAUUCCUAUACAUGAACUAUGCUGUAACAAGUUAUUUUUUAUUAUCAGGUUUUAAAAAUUUGCCAACACAUUGCUUUCUUUAACACCACCGACACCACAUUUUACAAGGCGGGAUGGUCUGUACUCAUAUGCAUUUUUGUGUAGUUUGUAUAGGUAGAUUACCCCUAGAAACAUCAUUCAAACUUUAAACCCUGCUGAGUGCUGGCAUACAACUUUUUGAUAGUUUAAAAAGUUUUUUUUUAAUGAAACUAUUUUAUUUCCCAUCUUCAUUCAAUUCAAUGGGAUUUCUAAAGAUCCCAUUGUGACAAUAUCAACUUCCAGACUUCUAACAUUCCAUUCACUGCAACUUUUGACACAAAUCAGCUGACCAGUUUCUCAACAAGUUAGACACGUUGGGCAUUUGAUAUCUUCCUCUACUUCUCUGCUAUUCAAAUCUGGAAUCAGAACAGAAGUAUCUGCUGUUUGAGUUGAGUGGAGAAAAUUAGCUGGCUAACUUCAGCUAACAGCUCUCUCAUGUCUCUUCAUUAAGUCGUUGCUAUGGAUACUCACACUCUCAGGGAAAGUAAAGCAGAGGGUGAAAAGGGUGGAUGAAGAAUUGUGAACAACAAGAAAGCAGCUACUACUCCAGAGGUGGCAGCCAAGGCAACAGCGUGUCGUCCUCCUCAGCACGGUGCUGUACAUAGCCAACUAUCAAUGUGCUUAAUAUCUAACAAGCGAAGCAAGAGUAGGGAAAGAAGAAAGGCUGAUGCACAUUGACUUUUUAUUUUUUGUACGUGAAACCUUUUCACAUGCAACAACUGUAGUUUAGAUAUUUGAAUUUGAAUGAGCGUGUGUAGCCUAUUCGGUUCAGUCAGAAUGUCAUUUGUAUUAUCCAGCAACUUUCUGAGUUGGAAAAGGAGUGUGUGUGUGUGUGUGCAUAUGUCUACACUUUGUGUAGCCAUUAGCAAUUAUGGUAAUAAUAAACGUCUUCUGGUAGAGAUAGAAAGGCUUUUCCCAAAACCUUCUCAAUUAAAUGUUAACUACAAAGUA